GCAGAGUUUGGAAGUCUGCGGUGGCUGGUGGCUUGUCCGCCGCCCUGCUGGGCGAACUGGUGUUUUUAUUUUUAGCUGGUUUUAUAGUUUAGCUCUGCUCGACUCAUCCCGGAUUGGCGGACGGCGGACGUCGAGACCACGGCGGCGGAAGGACUCUGCUCCAGCGGCGACGUCGGUGGACCUUCCCGGAUGGCAACGGCCGGCGGACCAUCGAGGAAGCCCUUCAGCGGGCCGUGGCUGGUAGCAGGCGGUGGCCUGCGGAAUACCACCCGGUUCUGCUGGAGGGCUGAGGGGGAGGUGGGCACCUUCCCCGACCGGCUGGCCUUCAUCCGGGAGGUGGCCUUCGAAGCACUGGGCCUUCGUAUGGAAGAUGUUCUUUGCGUACCGCGGAAUGGCCCCUUCGAAUUCUUUGAGGUCACCUUGUCCACCGAUGACAGCUGCAGCAAGGUCCUGGAGCGGAGCAAGGAGGGGGCCCAGCACCCUCUCCUUAGACGGUAUACCAUCGAGCCUCUGUGGUGGCCCGACAAGCGGGUUAUUACUGUCCACUGUUUUAACCCGCAUGUUACCGCCGAGUCCGUCUGCUUGUUUUUAAAAAAAAGUAUGUGGACCUCCUUCCUGGCCACAGGGACAUCCGGGAUGAGCUGGGGAUCUGGACUGGCCGACGCCAGUUCCAGGCCCGCCUGCGCCCGGACGCUAAUGGGGCAGGCGGUUUUAGCCACCCCCCAGCCUAUUUUAACCUACAGGGAAAUAAGGCAUACCUUUUUUAUUCUGGACAGCCUCCCUUCUGCCGGCAGUGCCACAGCUUUGGACACACCCUGGAGGGAUGCGCUAACCUGCGCUGCCGCAACUGCCUGGAGUCGGGGCACAUGGCCAGGGACUGCAAGGGCCCCCGUCGCUGCAUACACUGCAACGGAAGUCCACCUCCGGGACCAGCGGGACGAGGCUCUCUUUUCACGACAGUGGAAGAGGGGUAGAUCCUACUGGAGCGUAGGUGGCGUCCACUCCUCAGGCGUCGGGAUCCUUUUUGGCGACCGCGCCUUUGAAGAAAUCGACACUUGA
This is a messenger RNA of Brienomyrus brachyistius, 1059 nucleotides long. RefSeq lists its product as uncharacterized. NCBI's taxonomy places the organism in Eukaryota, Metazoa, Chordata, Actinopteri, Osteoglossiformes, Mormyridae. The record is from RefSeq and is a predicted model, not a curated record. The transcript has 4 exons. The coding region runs from base 190 to 1059 and encodes 289 amino acids.